Amborella trichopoda is the source of this 1153-nucleotide messenger RNA. RefSeq lists its product as uncharacterized. The record is from RefSeq and is a predicted model, not a curated record. NCBI's taxonomy places the organism in Eukaryota, Viridiplantae, Streptophyta, Magnoliopsida, Amborellales, Amborellaceae.
UAAAUACCUAGAAGAGACAAGACCACUCAUAAAACACUUUUCCUUUUCUGAAUGGCUUAUUUAGAUUGUUCGGCACAGGCGAUCCGACGAUUGGGAUUGGUGGGUGGAUGACCACCCCUCUAAUCCCAGUUUCCCAUCACACCCAUCCGGUUUAGAGGGAUCCAGCGGCCACCUACCGAUCCCGGUUUCGAAGGAUCCUCCGGUCCCGCUUAUCGUGCAGACGGUAGACCGGUAAAUUAACAGCCACCGGUUCACCGGGAGUUGCUCGUUGUACUGGAAUUUAAGCCGUACUCCAAUUUUUUUUGUUCUUUGCCAAAGAUCUAGCGUUUCUCUGUAAUACCGGGCACCAUUUCCAGGGUCAUUCUGCAAAGCUUUACUGCACUGAUACUUUCUGCAAUUCGAGACAAAAACAUGGGAAAAUAUGCCCCAAACCUAAAUCCAGGCUUUGUUUUCUGUGCAAUUUCAGUAUGUCUCUGUGUUUUUGCCAUGACGGCAUCAGCUAAAUCAUCUCGUCGGCCUGUCUCAGAUUAUGAGAUCAAAGAGAAAACAGACGCUUGCUAUGCAGAUAUUGAAAGCGGUUUAUGGGGUUGGAAUUGUAAGUCCUCUAUGAUAGCUAAAGAAAACUGUGUAUUGCGAUGCCUCUCUCCAGAUUGUUAUGAGUUCAUAUAUGCAGGUGACCCGCUAGAAGAAGGGGAGAUUGAUUAUGUACGGAGUCAAGAGUACAAGUAUUGCAUGCACAAGAAACUAGAAAGUUGUCACACUCUGGGAAGGUUAUCAAUGGGAGAAAGCUUGGAGGGGGUGAAAGGGGCUUUUAAUUACUAAGAAAAAGCAUCAGGGUUCUUCCUUUUAUUCUAGGAAUGCAUCUCAAACCACCAUGCAAAUAUGUUUCUCAUUAAUGGGCAGUUCCAGAAUGUGGCCGUGAUGGUCAUGAAAAAAAGGUCUUGUUCAGAUUAUUUAACUGUAGGUUUUUCUCAGUUUUGAGUUUGUUUGCUAUUGGAUGUCUGUCCUCUACUGUUCAGAAAGGAAAAAAAAAAGGAAAUUGUUUGUCCUUUGACAUGGUGAAUGUAGACCAGAAGCGUGUACAGUGAUGAUGUAAAUUAUGACUAAUUUGUGGGCUCAAAAAUUGAACUACAUUAUUAUUUCGGUUCUGGCA